AUGAAAUACAUCAGAGUCGUCUAUUCCAAACUCAUUGCACCAUUCCUGCACCCAACAAAAAUACGCUCAAAAUCAUGUAGCGACAUACGCCGACUCUCAAAAACACCGACGGUCGCAUCAUCCAUUUCCUCGUUCAAUUACACCACGAUAUCGUACUCGCCAUUCAUCUCGCUUCGGAUCCACGUCUACUCUUAUCCGCGCACUCUGACGUUAUCCAUAUCACGGCACUGUCGAUACUCGGAUUUCAAGCAAUUACUGAGCGAACUGGUGGCCGGGCGCAAGGACCAAUUGCUCGUGGCGUACAGAAAAAAAAAGGGUCGCGAAGUCGGAGUCGACAAGGAUUUCGCAGUGUUGAAGGAAAUAUUGAACAACGAGGUUAUCCUGAUAACCGAAGAUGGCGUGUGGAGAGAGUUGAUGGUGAGAGAGUUGAGAGAGUGUGACGAGGCGGAAGUCACUGUAUUGUUUGUUAAUGGACCGAAUGUAUGA
Molecule: messenger RNA, 486 nt
Organism: Paraglomus occultum
Lineage: Eukaryota; Fungi; Glomeromycota; Glomeromycetes; Paraglomerales; Paraglomeraceae
Source: the annotation of a GenBank genome assembly